This is a messenger RNA of Lactuca sativa (garden lettuce), 2087 nucleotides long. RefSeq names its product glucose-6-phosphate dehydrogenase 1 (gene G6PD1). Gene Ontology annotation, molecular function: NADP binding; glucose-6-phosphate dehydrogenase activity. Gene Ontology annotation, cellular component: chloroplast stroma. The record is from RefSeq and is a predicted model, not a curated record. Gene Ontology annotation, biological process: pentose-phosphate shunt, oxidative branch; glucose metabolic process. NCBI's taxonomy places the organism in Eukaryota, Viridiplantae, Streptophyta, Magnoliopsida, Asterales, Asteraceae.
UAUGAUUGUUACGCAGAAACAAAGUUCAUAUACAGAUCGUUAUUAACAAACCCUUCUUAAAUAUCCCAACAUUGAGACUCUUCCUUUCUUGUUUGAUCAAAGUGAAAUAAUCUUGCAUGGCUACACAAAUCAAUCCCUGUUCUUCAUCUUCCACCACCUUCUCACCGUCUUCACUUAAUCAAAAAGCUUUUUCCUCUGCAAAAUUCUUCAAUUUCUCAAGAAAAUCUUCUCCCUCCAGAUGGGUUUUCAAGAUUCACUCGAGAAUCAGUCCGAAAAACCAGUUUGAACUCAAAUCCUCAAAUGGGUCUCCUCUUAAUGCGAUUUCUUUGCACGGUGGUGCAGCAGAGAAGCCUCUAGCGAAAGAACUCGUAUCACCACCGGAACAAUCUGAAUCGAAUCUUAGUGUCACUGUCGUCGGUGCUUCCGGCGAUCUUGCCAAGAAAAAAAUCUUUCCGGCGCUUUUUGCUCUCUUUUACGAGGAUUGUUUACCUCAGAAUUUUACUAUAUUUGGUUAUGCUCGAACCAAAAUGACUGAUGAGGAGUUAAGAGAGAUGAUUAGUGGAACUUUAACUUGCAGAAUCGAUAAGAGAGAAAACUGUGGUGACAAAAUGGAAAAGUUUCUUGAAAGAUGUUUCUACCAAUCGGGUCAAUACAACUCUGAGGAACAUUUUGCAGAAUUGGACAUUAAGUUGAAGCAGAAAGAGGGUGGAAAAGUAUCGAAUAGGUUGUUUUACUUGUCAAUACCACCGGAUAUUUUUGUUGAUGUGGCACGUUGUGCAAGUGUAAGGGCUUCUUCCAAGAAUGGCUGGACAAGGGUAAUUGUGGAAAAACCAUUUGGUCGUGACUCAGAAUCUUCUGGAGAGCUAACAAGAAGCCUCAAGAAGUACUUAGCCGAGGAUCAAAUCUUCAGGAUUGAUCAUUACUUAGGGAAGGAGCUAGUGGAGAAUUUAUCGGUUCUUCGUUUCUCAAAUCUUGUUUUUGAACCACUUUGGUCAAGAAACUACAUUCGAAAUGUACAAUUCAUAUUUUCCGAAGACUUUGGCACAGAAGGGCGAGGAGGAUACUUUGACAACUAUGGAAUCAUCCGAGAUAUAAUGCAAAACCACCUCCUACAAAUACUAGCAUUGUUUGCAAUGGAAACACCCGUCACUUUGGAUGCCGAAGACGUUAGAAACGAAAAGGUUAAAGUUUUGAGGUCGAUGAGACGCCUACAGCUUGAAGAUGUAAUCGUGGGCCAAUAUAAAGGCCAUAGCAAGGGUGCAAAGACGUAUGCAGGGUACACAGAUGACCCAACUGUGCCAAAUGACAGUCUUACCCCAACUUUUGCAGCAGCAGCUCUCUUUAUAGAUAAUGCCCGAUGGGAUGGUGUCCCAUUUCUUAUGAAAGCAGGAAAGGCCCUCAAUACUAGAAGGGCGGAGAUUAGAGUUCAAUUCAGACAUGUUCCAGGGAAUCUAUACAAACGAAACUUUGGGAUGGAUUUGGAUAAGGCUACAAAUGAGCUCGUGCUUCGUGUCCAGCCUGAUGAAGCGAUUUAUCUCAAGAUUAAUAAUAAGAUUCCUGGUCUUGGAAUGAGAUUUGACCGGAGUGAUCUUAAUUUGCUCUACAGCGCAAGGUAUCCGAAGGAAAUUCCGGAUGCAUAUGAGAGGCUUCUGUUGGAUGCGAUUGAAGGAGAAAGGAGAUUGUUUAUAAGAAGCGAUGAACUUGAUGCUGCUUGGGCUAUAUUUACGCCUUUGCUGAAAGAACUGGAGGCGAAGAAGAUCUCACCGGAGUUGUAUCCUUAUGGCAGCAGAGGACCCGUCGGCGCUCAUUAUUUGGCGGCAAAAUAUGAUGUCCGGUGGGGAGAUCUCGCCGGAGAUGACUGAUUGACAUGUAAAUGUGGCUGCUGCUUCUUCUUCUUUUUUUUUUUUUUUUUUUGUACCAUUGUUGUUUUUGUGUGCCAAAUUUGAACUUUUUGAGCACCCUUAAGUAUACAUGCAUGGCGACUCGAAUUUGAUCGAGCUCGAACUCAAACUUGAUAUUUUCAGGAAAAGGCCCAGAUCUGGAGUCCAAACUACAGUCCAAUAACCGAAACUUCAUUUUAUAGUUUA